Messenger RNA from Nothoprocta perdicaria, 2185 nucleotides. It is a transcript of the gene TPBG, whose product is annotated as trophoblast glycoprotein. Gene Ontology annotation, biological process: negative regulation of canonical Wnt signaling pathway. The annotation marks the transcript as partial. Gene Ontology annotation, molecular function: protein binding. The record is from RefSeq and is a predicted model, not a curated record. Gene Ontology annotation, cellular component: plasma membrane. NCBI's taxonomy places the organism in Eukaryota, Metazoa, Chordata, Aves, Tinamiformes, Tinamidae. The transcript has a single exon.
CUGGCGUCGCUCAGCCCGCGCGCCUUCGGCGAGGCGGGCGGCGCGCUCGAGGAGCUGGCGCUGCGCGGCGCGCUGCGCAACCAGAGCGCGCUGCUGGGGCUGGCCGCGCUGCUGCAGGCGGGCGCGCUGCGCAACCUCAGCCGCCUGGAGCUGGCGGGCAACGGGCUGCUGCUGCUGCCCGCCGGCAUGUUCGCCGCGCUGCCCGCCCUGCGGCACCUGGACCUCAGCAACAACUCGCUCGUGGGGCUGCGCAACGUGUCGCUGGGCGGGCUGGCRCGCCUGCAGAGCCUCGACCUCAGCGACAACUCACUGAGCGCGCUGCGCAACGGCACGCUGGCCCAGCUGCGCGGCCUGCCCGCCCUGCGCCGCGUCGACCUGCGCCGCAACGCGUGGGUCUGCGACUGCGCCAUCGAGGACCUCGUGAGCUGGCUCAAGGAGAGCGAGCAGGUGGAGGGCAAGGAGGCCCUCGUGUGCGCCUACCCCGAGAAGAUGGCGGGCAAAGCCUUGCUCAAGAUCAACGCCUCGGACCUCAACUGCUCCGUGCCCGUAGACCUGCCCUCCCAGCUACAGACUUCGUACGUCUUCUUAGGGAUAGUCCUGGCUCUCAUCGGGGCCAUUUUCCUCUUGGUUUUGUACUUGAACCGCAAGGGGAUCAAAAAGUGGAUGCACAACAUCAGAGAUGCCUGCAGGGAUCACAUGGAGGGCUAUCACUACCGCUACGAGAUCAACGCCGACCCGCGCCUCACGAACCUCAGCUCCAACUCCGACGUCUGACGUCGCGAGCGAGGCGCCGCGUGGCAGCUCUGCACGAACCGAGACUGAAGCUUUGCCCUCGUGCGUGCCUGCCCUUCCCCAGAGCAGCCCGAGACGUGUGUGUGGCAUGAGGGCAGCACAGGCCUCCUCAUGCCACGUUUGUCGCUGUUUCGUGUCAAGACGCCGAGCAGCGCGGUGGGCUCCGUGUAGGAAACGUGCUGCUGCUUCUCCUCUCCUGUUCCCGGUGGAACUUGCUGCCAGGACUCGUUGGGAAAGUUUUUCCGAGUCUCAGAAGAUGCAACGGGAUUCCCUCCCUGCUGCCAUAGAGCCGCCAGAGUUUCUAAGACAUCCCGGUACAGAUACCAUUCAACAAAAGCUGCCUCAACUUUUUUUGGGAAAAGGACAUUACCUUCGUCRGUACCAGUUUUGGUCUUGUUAUGUCCUGAACACAACAACUCUGUUUCGUAGACUGCCCUCAGGUGAAGGAACAAAGCAAAGGAACUAAGCAAGUUUCCUGUUAGAAGGAAAUAAAAUAGCAUGCACAAAUGCCUCCUAGUUUUACAUGUUAGGAAACUUACAAUCUCAGUAAGUCUCUUAUUGUUUUGUAAAGUUAUUUUUUGAUUGCAGUUUACGUGAAAAGAGAAUGUUUUUUUUUAUAUAUAUAUGUAAAAAGUGCACCUAAACUCAGUUUGAACUGUUCAAUAAACAGUCUUACAAGAACUGUUGCACUGAAGUUUGCUGCUUAAUGAAAUGUGUUUGGAUAUCUGAUGUGAAUAGCUCUACAGUCUCUUAAGUAGUAGCCCUACAGUGGUAAUUCAAAUUAAAAAUUUAAGAAGUGUAUAGCUUAGGCAUGAAUGUUUGAGUCUUGUGAAAUCCACUAUCAGAGUCACAUUGCUUGACAAUGAGAGCACGGUUUCAGUUAGCACWAAACCCCAGUGAGCUCUCUCAAAACUUCCAAGAGAAAUGCUAGCCAACAUUAUUGAAAAAAUUACAAGCUAAUUGGAUUUGCUAGUCUCCUCUACCAAACUUUAAAAAAUGCAAAUUUAAUUGCUGAGUUCAUAAUACAGAAAAUUAUGCCUCAAUAGAAUUAUUUAUUACGAAAUGCAUACUUUCAGGGCUUGAAUUAAAUUAAAUGCAGCUCAGUCCUGUAGUCAGAGAGCUCCAGACUUGUAAAAGGAUACACAAUUUGGCUUAUUAAAUUAAGUACUAGCUGGUUUGUAUGAAGCUCUCAGUGCUUGUGCCAUUUUGUACUAAUGUACUGGAGUAUUGAAACUUUUUUUUUAACCAUUUAUCUUAAAACUACUGGCAAGUCUAAGUACUAUAUAUGCAGUCACGCUUACUACUUAUUUGCAAAUGCGUUUUUGUUUAAGUAUGUAGAGCAUGUAAAGGAAAAUGUCAAAGCUGCAUCAUUUAGUAUGUGAUUCAGGUGACA